Messenger RNA from Suricata suricatta (meerkat), 3529 nucleotides. It is a transcript of the gene SLC14A1, whose product is annotated as solute carrier family 14 member 1 (Kidd blood group). Gene Ontology annotation, cellular component: membrane. The coding region runs from base 511 to 1668 and encodes 385 amino acids. The transcript has 11 exons. Gene Ontology annotation, biological process: urea transmembrane transport. Gene Ontology annotation, molecular function: urea transmembrane transporter activity. The record is from RefSeq and is a predicted model, not a curated record. Lineage: Eukaryota; Metazoa; Chordata; Mammalia; Carnivora; Herpestidae.
GAGCAUGCAGCCUGGGUCCUAGAACGGAAGACUAACACAUUGGGGGUCCUCAGCAGCACCUCUGCUCAGAGUGCUGCUCUAGGCAGGGGGUCUCCGUGGCCCUGCCGCAGGGGCAGCGCUGGCUGGGGCGGAGAGGCAGCAGGUGCGCUGUGUGAGCUGCACGGAGUGGGCCCCCCCAGGCAGGGAUAGAAAGUGGGAGGGGCUGGAAGGCAAGGCCCAGCCGCAGCCAUUGCUACCGGUGGACAAACAGGUGAGCAGGUGGCAGGAUAGAAAAGGCGCUCCCUCAAGACCUGCAAGCAGAAAGCCACAGCCAGAGGAUCACAUGCAGCCCAUCUGAUUGCUGAGCGGAGAGAGACACUGACCCACAGCUAGUUUCCAGCAGCCCUGGUGCAGAGCUCCACAGAGAACACAGGACCAAGAUUGAGCUUUAAAGAAACCUGAGAACCUCCUACCCCGUCAGACCAAAAGCUGCCUAAACUCAGGAUUGCUGAGACAGAGGAGGAGAUAUCCAUGGAGAACACCCCCACUAUGGCUAAAGCAGACCAGGGUGAAAAUCAGGUUUCAUCAAGUCCAAGGAGACGGCGCCUCCCCAAGGCACUUGGCUACGUCAUUGGUGAUAUGAAAGAGUUUGCCAGCUGGCUUAAAGACAAGCCGCAGGUGCUCCAGUUCGUAGACUGGGUUCUUCGGGGCAUAUCCCAGGUGGUGUUCGUCAGCAACCCCAUCAGCGGCAUCCUGAUUCUGGUGGGACUCCUGGUCCAGAAUCCCUGGUGGGCUCUCAAUGGCUGUGUGGGGACGGUGAUCUCCACCCUGACGGCCCUGUUGCUUGCUCAGGACAGGUCAGCCAUCGCCGCCGGGCUCCAGGGCUACAACGGCACCCUGGUGGGAAUCCUCAUGGCUGUCUUUUCAGACAGGGGCAACUACUUCUGGUGGCUGCUAUUCCCUGUGUCUGCUAUGUCCAUGACGUGUCCAGUUUUCUCAAGCGCCCUGAGCUCCUUGUUCUGCAAAUGGGACCUCCCUGUCUUCACUCUGCCCUUCAACAUGGCGUUGUCAAUGUACCUUUCGGCCACGGGACAUUACAAUCCGUUCUUCCCAGGCAAACUGUUCAAACCUGUAACCGAGGUUCCCAAUGUCACCUGGACUGACCUCAGUGCUCUGCAGCUGUUGAAAUCCCUGCCCGUGGGUGUCGGUCAGAUCUACGGCUGCGACAACCCGUGGUCGGGGGGCAUCUUCCUGGGCGCCAUCCUGCUGUCCUCCCCCCUCAUGUGCCUGCACGCUGCCAUCGGGUCGCUGCUGGGGAUAGCGGCAGGACUCAGUCUUUCAGCGCCGUUUGAGAACAUCUACUUCGGACUCUGGGGUUUCAACAGCUCUCUGGCCUGCAUUGCAAUUGGAGGAAUGUUCAUGGCACUCACCUGGCAAACCCACCUGCUGGCUCUUGCCUGUGCCCUGUUCACCGCCUACCUUGGAGUCAGCUUGUCACACAUGAUGGCUGUGGCGGCAUUGCCAGCUUGUACCUGGCCCUUCUGUUUGGCCACGCUACUGUUCCUCUUGGUGACCACGAAGAAUGCCAACAUCUACAGGAUGCCCCUCAGUAAAGUCACUUAUCCUGAAGAAAACCGCAUCUUCUACCUACAAGCCAAGAAAAAAAGGAUGGUUGAAAGCCCUUUGUGAGAGCGGCUCCCACCCACAGCCACGGUCACAGUCACAAGGGCUGGCUGGCUGCCCCAGGCGACUCCCCCCUGCUGUUUUUUGCUUCUUGUAAUGACUUUCAUACUAACCCAUUGGCGAUCUGCUCUUAGGCUCAUUUUGUAGCUUUCUCUUAGACUCCAGGAACAUCCCCAAAUGGGUGAGAGAGGCGUCCAGAUGGCGUGCCCUGGUGGGGAGCUGGUGCUAAGGCUAAUAUAUUCAUAAGGUCAAAUGCUCCAACAGAACGAAGGCGUGAGACUAGAGCUAAUGAUUGACAUUUAUUGAUAUUCUCGGUGUUUGGUUAGGCUACCGUGAUGUUAACAGUAUUAAAAAUUAAGCUCUAUAACUAAGCCUUAAGUGAAUGCCAUGCAUGGUCACAACAUCAAAGUCAACCCAGAAGUCUCAGAUAAGCGGUCUGACUUGCUUGAAAUCGAUACAAGUUACGCGUGACGGCAGUGGUGCUCAGCUCAUGCCCCAGGCCUGCGGCAGAGUGGCCUGCCUCCUGCCCCGUGUGGGUGGCCUUCUCUUACCGGCGGCGGUGGGUUCUUUCCAGGCUGACACAGCUGUAGGAGAGAGAAAGGGAUUUUAUCCGUCAAAACUAUUCUGGAAUGUUAUUUUUCUUAGACAUGGUGAAAUAUUUUUUAGAUAAAGUUUAUUAUCUUUUUCUUAUGAGAAUGGAUUUUUUUUAAUGAGGUAAAAUAAGAAGUUCCUGGCUUAACCAGUUCUUAGAUAUUAAAGAAAAGUCACAUUUUUAUGAAAUAUUCGACAUAGCUGUUUUCACUUUAAUCCAUGUGUUGAUUUUGUAAAUGCCAGGAACGCAUAGAACCAAGUUAUCAGCAUCCAAGAGCCCUUUAAAGCCACAAUUUGCAAUCCACUUGGAAUGUUUUACGUGUUUUAAAGCCUGAAAAUUAAGGUCAGAUUGUUUCUGGGUGCUUGGAAGUUGCUAAAUUUCUUUUUAAAAUUUUUUUUUCAUGAAAAAAAACGCCAUUAUUUUCUGCACAUUCACAUUAUCCUCACUCAGAAACCUGAAAAGACAUACAGGUAAAGGGUUAUACAGUUUUUGUUUUAAUUUUAAAGUUAUCAGUCCUAUAAACAUCCUAUAACUAAACACGUUGAGGAUGCCAUGGAAGGUGCCACUCCCUACCUUCCGCUGAACCUGUAUCGAUUCCGUGUUUUGGAGGAUUCAAGACAAGAAACCAUGGAAUCCUAAGGGCUUUUCCCCCUUUGGACUUGCAGUGCUCAGUGCAAAAUAUGCAGGUUGCUGCAGGAAUAAAGAGAAGAAAUCAACCUACAAAUAUUUCGGGGAGACGUCACUUCUUCCUUUUCUCAGGAUAAGAAACGUUCUGAUUUAACCACCCUGUGACCAAUGCCGUUUGAAACCCUGAAUUUGCAACUGUCAUAGAGUCACGUGGAAAAACUAAAUUUUCACCGUGUGAACAGAAAUCUCCCUUGUUAGGGAAUUUGUGAAAUAAGACUUGGGGGAGGGGACUAGGAGGACACAAAAAAGAAAGCAGAACCAAAGAUAACAGGAGAGAAGAGUCUAGGCGGUGGCCGAGUGCGCCAGAGCCUGGGACAUGCCUCCGGCCCAUCUCCAUCCACAGAGCUCUGGCCUGGGCUCCGUCUACCGUCUCCUGGUGUGCUCACACAGGCGUGUAAAUAGGAACAUUCUAAAGCCUUAUACAUUGCCUAAUUUAAAUGGCAUUAAUUUUUUCAAGCUAUUUUUGUUACUAAGUGUUAUCCUGAAAUGAAGGAUUUUGUUAGUUUCCUUAGGGAUCACUUGUAUUCUUUUCCUACUGUUUAACAAAUUUCUUAGUAAGACUAUGAAUAAAAUUAUACUCACAGCUCA